AUGCAAUUUUUAAAGUCUAUUUCUGCUUUAGCCUUUGCUGCUCAAGCAUUAGCUGCUCAAACUCGUUAUCAAUUUUUUGCCAAGUCUGACUUUGACCAAAUUGAUGGCCACGGGUUAACUUAUGUUCAUGAAGGCGCUGCUAUUGAUUACUUUUUUGUUCAACAAGAUGACCUAGCUUCUGCCGCUAUUUUAACUUAUGAUGAUGAACAACAAGAAUUCUUUUUUCAAGUUAGUCCUCAAGUAAAACUUAGUCUCACAAAGGGGGGCGAUAUUUUGCUGUUGAGUGCAGGUACUCCAUUUAAGGCUACAAUUGGAGAAGAUGGACUUGCCUCAUUUGAUGGUAGUGAUACGUUACAUGCAGUGGCCCACCUUGAUAUACCAAAUGCUGGUGAUGACUAUGCAGUAAUUGUGGGAGAUUUCAAAGGUGGAUUUCCAUUUACCAUUGAAGCAAGAGAGUAUGCUAUUUAA
Molecule: messenger RNA, 468 nt
Organism: Lodderomyces orthopsilosis Co 90-125
Lineage: Eukaryota; Fungi; Ascomycota; Pichiomycetes; Serinales; Debaryomycetaceae
Exons: 1
Coding region: 1-468 (155 amino acids)
Source: RefSeq, a predicted model, not a curated record